Molecule: messenger RNA, 907 nt
Organism: Cataglyphis hispanica
Lineage: Eukaryota; Metazoa; Arthropoda; Insecta; Hymenoptera; Formicidae
Exons: 6
Coding region: 27-884 (285 amino acids)
Source: RefSeq, a predicted model, not a curated record
AAAAGAUCACCAGUUGUGUCGCAGAGAUGGACUUCGGUGGUAGUCGAUAUUAUACUCUUAAUCGAAUGAUGUUAUCAUUUGUUGGGUUAUGGCCGUAUCAAAAGGCAUGGCCUAUUCGAAUCCAAAGAUUCUCUUGUAUGACUUGUGUUAUAUCUUGGAUAAUAGUUCAGUUACUCACAUUUACAACAUUCGAAUACAACUUGGAUCUUUUCCUUCAAAUUUUAACGUACACGCUUCCUUGUUUGAUUGGCAUUCUAAAAUAUGUUACGUGUUGCGUAAAAAUAGAAUCGAUGAGAAAAUUGAUGGAUAUGAUAAAGUACGACUGGAAUACACUAAAAAGUAGAAUGGAAUAUGAAAUAAUUCAGAGAUAUGCUUAUAUGGGAGCAUUUUACACACAGCUAUUUGCACUACUUGCCUAUAUUUCUCCGUUAUUGAUUGCCUUUAUACAUUUUAUACCUGAUCUUCUUGAUCUUGUGGCGCCACUUAAUCAAUCUCGUCCACAUCAAUUGCUAAUUUUAUCUGAAUAUUUUGUUAAUAGCGAUGAAUAUUUUUAUCUUAUUCUUCUGCAUAUGAUCGUGUGUCUUUUUAUACUUUUGACUAUAUUAAUGUCUACCACAUCUAUAUAUGUAGCAUACAUACAGCACGUAUGUGGGAUGUUUGAAAUAGCUAGCUAUCGUAUAGAACAUGCUUUGGACGAUUAUGAAAAAGAAAAUUUGAUAUCUACAAAAUGUUGCAUAGCUUGCUCCAAAAUAAUCGAUGCCAUCGACAUUCACAGACGAGCCAUCGAGUUGGUAGUUUCUCAUCGCAUAAUUCAAGAUUUAAGUGUCAUUUAUACGUAUCCAUAUGUAACGCAUUUUCUCAUUGUUAAAGGUUUUUCGAAUUAAUGAAGGAUACUUUUGUAAUAAUG